CUAAGAGACCUUUUAGAAAAAUAACCCAAAUACUUUAAAGAUAAACAGUUCAACGUUACUAACACGGAUUCAACUCCGUUUCGUCUCUUUUAUUUUUCCUAGCUCUCAACCUCACACAUCUUCCUUCAUUACAGAUUCAAAUUAUCAACUUUCACGCUUAAAUAAGAAGGAAAGAAAAUCAACUUUUUUCUCUUUAAUUUCGACCCUUUUUUCUGUGUUCUUCAAAAUAAAGGAAAUUUGUUAAAGAUGAAUCAGUUACUGUUCGCGGUGAUAUUCUCAGAGAUGGCGGUGAUCAUGGUAUUAUCAUUCAAGACACCGUUUAGGAAGCUCACGCUAAUGAUUUUGGAUCGGGUCAAGCGGGGACGAGGACCGGUGGUGGUAAAGACGGUGGCGGGAACGGUUUUCAUGGUGAUGAUGUCGAGCGUGUACAGCGUGAUGAAGAUCCGGAAGCGUUGGAUCGAUGAUGGUGCGGCUAAUAUGACGGACCAGAUCCUCAUGGCCAAACACCUCCUCGAAGCUACUCUCAUGGGGGGAGUACUGUUCCUAGGACUGAUGAUAGACAGAUUGCAUCACUAUAUCAGAGAACUUCGGAUUCGAAGGAAGAGCAUGGAUGCUAUCAAGAAACAGGGUCUGGCUUUCGAGGAAGGAGAACCUAAUGUCCCCGACAGAGCUAAGGCCUUGGAGGGAGAAGUAGCCACUCUCAAGUCAAAACUAAAGCAUGUGGAGUCUGAUAUUGAGAGCAAGACCAAAGAGAUGGAUGCUGCAGAAGCCAAUGCAGUUGCUUUAAGGAAACAGUCCGAAGGUUUUCUUCUCGAGUACGAUCGGUUGCUCGAGGAGAAUCAAAACCUUCGGAACCAGUUGGAAUCAUUGGACCAGAAUGUGUCACAUUCAGGGAGUAAGAAGAAUACUUAGAAAGGAAUUGAGAUCCUAUGGCGAAAAUGUUUUUCUUGUAUCGUUAUCGUCUUUAAUCCAGUUACUGUGCAGUGGAUUUGUGAGAUGUUGAAGUGUGGACAGGAAAAUAGAUCCAAAGAAAAGGUUAGAAAAAUUAGCUUCCUUCUGUAUUUUGGGUUUUAUGUGUUUGAUUUAAGUAAGAGUUAAAAUGUUGAAUGAA
Messenger RNA from Hibiscus syriacus, 1111 nucleotides. RefSeq lists its product as uncharacterized. The record is from RefSeq and is a predicted model, not a curated record. Gene Ontology annotation, cellular component: endoplasmic reticulum membrane; endoplasmic reticulum. Lineage: Eukaryota; Viridiplantae; Streptophyta; Magnoliopsida; Malvales; Malvaceae. Gene Ontology annotation, biological process: intracellular protein transport; endoplasmic reticulum to Golgi vesicle-mediated transport. The transcript has 2 exons. The coding region runs from base 247 to 912 and encodes 221 amino acids.